AUGGCCCUCCUUCGUGGACUAAGGAACGAGGUGCUGUCUAUAACCCAGUCGUACCCCCGUGCUGCCUUUACCCACCUCAGCAACGCCGCGACGAAUGGCAUGUGCUCCAAGUGCUUCCGCGAGGAGCAGGCGUCGCAGGACAAGGCCAAGGCAGCCCUGGCGGCGUCAGCUGAGGCGCAGCAUGCACCCGUGGUGGAGGCGCCUGCGCCCGUGCCUGCUGCGGCCGCCGCCCCGACUGCAGCCAUUGAGAUUGCUCGGGCCUCCACUCCUACCGCGGAAGAGGGCAGCAGCAGCGCCCCCGUGGCCACAGUGGCCAACGCCGCGUCUCCAAGCUCACCUUGCAAGCCCAACAGUCAGCACCGGUAUGCCGAGGCGCACAGCUGUACUUUCGAAGACUACAAGACGGCAGAGCGCGAGAAGCUGGCGGCGAACAACCCCCUGGUCCAGGCCAGCAAGGUGGAGCGCAUCUAG
This is a messenger RNA of Monoraphidium neglectum, 471 nucleotides long. RefSeq lists its product as hypothetical. The record is from RefSeq and is a predicted model, not a curated record. Gene Ontology annotation, molecular function: zinc ion binding; DNA binding. NCBI's taxonomy places the organism in Eukaryota, Viridiplantae, Chlorophyta, Chlorophyceae, Sphaeropleales, Selenastraceae. The transcript has 3 exons. The coding region runs from base 1 to 471 and encodes 156 amino acids.